GCCUUUGCUCGCGUCACCUCUAACUUGGCCUCUGUGCUCUCUUUUAGGUAGUUGAUCAGUACGGACGGCGGAGCUAUCUAUGAGACUGAAGCAAACGGUAACAUAGACUCUGCAUCAUCAACAACCUUCGUUCUGCUUCGUCUAUCAAUCGGUGGUGUUCUCUUUGUAGUGAGAAAAAAGAUGAUUCUAAUCAGGUCGAUUCGUCCAAAUCGACGAGCUUUUUCAUCAAUGUUGGAUCUGCAACCGCGCUCCCUGCACUUCUCCUCGUCGGCGGCGGCUGUGGAAGCGGAGCGAACGAUACGAGAAGGUCCGAGAACUGAUUGGAAAAAAGAAGAGAUUAAGUCCGUUUACGAUUCUCCUCUUCUCGACCUUCUCUUUCAUGGAGCUCAAGUUCAUAGACAUGCUCAAAACUUCAGGGAGGUUCAGCAAUGUACACUUCUGUCCAUAAAAACCGGCGGAUGCAGUGAGGAUUGUUCAUAUUGCCCCCAAUCUUCUAGAUACGACACAGGAUUGAAAGCGCAAAAGCUCAUGAACAAAGACGCUGUUCUGGAAGCAGCACAAAAGGCAAAAGAGGCUGGAAGCACUCGAUUUUGCAUGGGUGCAGCAUGGAGAGACACCAUAGGAAGGAAAACCAACUUCAAACAGAUUCUUGAAUAUGUGAAAGAAAUAAGGGGUAUGGGAAUGGAGGUGUGUUGUACUUUAGGAAUGAUAGAAAAGCAACAAGCUUUAGAACUGAAGAAAGCAGGGCUUACAGCAUACAACCAUAAUCUUGAUACAUCAAGAGAGUAUUACCCUAAUGUGAUUACAACAAGAACAUAUGAUGAACGAUUGGAAACCAUCAAGCAUGUUCGUGAAGCAGGGAUUAAUGUUUGUUCAGGAGGAAUAAUAGGGCUUGGUGAAGCUGAAGAGGAUAGGAUUGGUUUGUUGCAUACAUUGGCUACACUUCCUUCUCACCCUGAAAGUGUUCCAAUUAAUGCACUUGUUGCUGUAAAAGGCACACCUUUAGAAGAUCAAAAGGCGGUUGAAAUAUGGGAGAUGUUACGGAUGAUAGCAACAGCGCGUAUCACGAUGCCAAAAGCAAUGGUGAGAUUAUCUGCGGGAAGAGUAAAGUUUUCGGUUCCAGAACAAGCUUUGUGUUUUCUUGCUGGAGCAAACUCCAUUUUCACUGGUGAAAAGCUUUUGACAACUCCAAAUAAUGACUUUGAUGCUGACCAGUCAAUGUUUAAGCUCCUUGGUCUGAUCCCAAAACCCCCCACCUUCUCACAUGAUGAUUCACAAGAACAACCUCUUCUUCAGGAAGCUCUUUCUAGUUCUGGUUGAGGUUUUUCAAACAUGUUGUAUCUUGUUAAUUGAUAUUCUUGUUUUUUUUUAUUAGGGUUAAGUUGAAGAUGAUGUAGGAGUUAGAUGUAUUAAUGAUUUGGUUUUUGGUUGGA
This is a messenger RNA of Lactuca sativa (garden lettuce), 1433 nucleotides long. It is a transcript of the gene BIO2, whose product is annotated as Radical SAM superfamily protein. Lineage: Eukaryota; Viridiplantae; Streptophyta; Magnoliopsida; Asterales; Asteraceae. The record is from RefSeq and is a predicted model, not a curated record. Gene Ontology annotation, cellular component: mitochondrion. Gene Ontology annotation, biological process: biotin biosynthetic process. Gene Ontology annotation, molecular function: biotin synthase activity; 2 iron, 2 sulfur cluster binding.